AUGAGGUUGUUGCAGAUCCGGCUCGUCAGUCGCAAGUUCCGCGAUUUGGCAUGGAGGGCGUUUGGCAAACUGCUAGGCGAGACUGUUUUCGACGUCGCUUCUCAGGAGAGCAUGAAUACGAUCCAUGCUAUUGCCGGACAACGCAAGCUAUUGCCUUGGAUGCAAAAGCUCACGUUUUCCUGCAACGUUUUCCUUGGUGAAGUGGGUGAUGACCCUAUCUUUAGUGGAAAGGGACGAGAGGAAACAGACUGGUUACGGUUUUCCUUCAAGUGUUGGAUUGCAGAUGUCGACUUUGGAGUUUCUGAGAUGGAGUCUCUCUCUCAGCUACCGAGCUGGAAGGUCAUGAACACAAGUCUGGUCAAUUCUAUGCGAGCAUUCAACAAUGUGGAGAGGAUAACUUACGUUUGGGACGAAGAUCUGCCUCCGCAACAUUACAAAAACCUAUGGCUCCAUAAAACUGGACAGAACACCACACCGGAGUACCCCAGGAAUGAGGCAAUCUGUGCCCACUUUGGGCUCAGUUUCGUUAUUGACGUACUGACUAGUGCGGGUAUUCACCCCCGCUCACUCGAUCUGGCUGUUGAGUUAGACAAUACUUACGACUUCUUCACAUACAUGCCUUCGCAAGUGUUUCCGGAUCUCUGCACCAAAGUUGAGUCACUCACGUUGAGAGACAAGUACUGUCCGGUAGCAAAUCAAGAUAUGAAUGUGGAAGUUCCUUCCAUCGCUGUCACGAAAGCGACAUUUCCACUCUUGAAGUCGCUGACCAUAGAUCAAAAUCACAACGAUCUGAGGACUCCUGCCCCGUUUCCACUGGGGCACGAGGCGCCAAUCUUGACACAUCUCACGGUCUUGAAUAGCGCCGAUGAGGAUCAAUACAUUCAGUCUCUGCUGGAGCACUACGGAAACCAUCUGCAGCGCUUGGACCUGGAGAACAUGGUACCCCAAUGUUACGAUGGCCUCUUCGAUACGAUUGCAGCUUUGAACCUGGAGACACUGCUCAUUCGACAAGGAUCUGAAGAUGAGUGGAUUGGUGCUUCGAAGGGUUUAGGCUGGCCUGAACAUUGGCACACCUGGGAUCCAGACCGGGACUACUACUUGUUGGCGAAAGAUACUGUUCUCGAGCCGCGGUCGUACCGUGCAUGCUGGGAGAGGUUUUGGUGCUGGCACAACAUGGACAUUGUUGUAAAUUCGGCAGAUGACCCUACUCCAUACGAACCCUCGACCGAACGAGCAGCUUCGACGGUGCUUGCGGAAGAAGAAGAAGGCGAUGAGCUACGGGUCGCUUUGGAAGCGGAAAAUCGUGGUAGUGACUAA
Ascochyta rabiei is the source of this 1317-nucleotide messenger RNA. RefSeq lists its product as uncharacterized. NCBI's taxonomy places the organism in Eukaryota, Fungi, Ascomycota, Dothideomycetes, Pleosporales, Didymellaceae. The coding region runs from base 1 to 1317 and encodes 438 amino acids. The transcript has a single exon. The record is from RefSeq and is a predicted model, not a curated record.